CUUCAGGAAAGAAUACCACCAAUGGUGGAAGAUUUUUUGUAUAUAUGUGACGGCGCUUACACGCAAAGGGAGCUGAUCAAAAUGGAAAUAAGUAUUUUAAAGAUAGUCAAUUUUGACCUGGGAAUACCUCUCUCUUACAGAUUUCUUCGACGUUAUGCCAGGUGUGCCAAGGUGUCUAUGCCCACGUUAACUCUGGCUCGGUACAUACUGGAACAUUCUCUGAUGGAUUAUACAAUGAUCAGGUUUAGCGAUAGUAAAAUGGCAGCGGCGGCGUUGUUACUCGCGUUGCUAAUGAAGGACUUGGGAGGAUGGAAUCCAACAUUAGAAUACUAUAGCGGUUAUAAACUUGACGACAUAAGAGAUAUUUGCAAUCUUUUAAACCAGAGUUUGCAUAGGAAACACAAAGAAGCAUUAAAGACUGUCCACAGCAAGUACAGCCACAAGAUUUUCUUUGAAGUAGCAAAGCUGCCCCUAAAAGAGACUUUAGACAUAUAAAUAGAAAGAGUACUGAAGUAAGUCAAAAAAAGUGCUCCAAAUUCAGUAUAUAAAUACAGGCAGAUGAAUCAUCUUGAUAACAAAGCAUUAGAAAUUAAGACUAGUCGCGUAUCGAAUUGUUGGACAACCUAGACCUUAGUUAAGUGAUCAUUAGCAUGCGAAUAGCGGCGCUGCUCUCUAAAUUGUAUAAUGCGUGAAACAAAGGCGUAAAAAACGUAAAAAAUCUCGAAUGCAUGUCAAAAAGUUUUGUCGCGAAACCUCAUUGAGUUUUUUACGAGUACACUAGAUAGUAUAUUGACUCUCAUUAUCUUUAUUAUUAUUAUUUAUAUAUACAUAUAUGACGCAGUAAUCUAUAUCAUUUUACAGUCUUUGCUAUUUGUAUAAGUCAUUUUACUAAUUCUUUUCUUUUUUUUAUUAAAAAUUUAUUUUAGCGCCACGCUUUUGUACCUUGCGAGAUGAAUUCUCAACCCGAAAUUUCAUCGGGUUUUUUCAAUAAGCGAGAAUAGACUGAAAAGUAAUGCACAUGUGCUCGAUCGAAUUGCUCGUAAAUGAAAAGAUGUAUGUUUUCAAAAUUUAAAGGAAAGAAAAGAAUAAAAUUUAUCUGUUUUUUUACAUGAUUGCCUUAUAAACCACAUAAAUUCUUCCCAGUGAAAAAUUUUUUAUGCGUAACGCCGUUCGCUUAGCUUUACCAUCCACGGAAGAGUAAGACACACCUUUUGAGAAGAGAGAUGCAAAUCCCACGACGGCAGAUUCAUCAACCUAAAUUGAAUGUUUUACAUCUGUCGCAGCAGGCUUUAUUGUCACAUGAUUUUGAAGCAUUUGGCUUCAUAUUUAUAAAAUUUUGCCAGUCUGUCGAUUAAGUUGCUUAUUUGUUAUUCUAUACACUAGCGAAGAAAAUUCAUUAUUCUGUUUUGUUCCGAGGGUCCACCGUGCCUCGAGUAAUAAUAUCAAUUCAACACUCUAAACAAUGACUAAACAUUAAAUUGCGUGUAUUAAAUCUAAUUAACAUAAUAUGCUUAACUAUUUAGACAUGUACUUUUUGAGAAUCAUCGAAUAGAGCAAAUUUUUUGCACAUUUAUUAGGAGUAAUUGAACGAACACAACAUACUGUCCCUAUCUUGUGCCUCAGGAUAAUUGACCGUGUGCGUUGCUUUUCAGCCUGUCUCCUCGUAAUUAAUCUUAAUCUUUUUUCGAUGUCUUUCACGACGAAAGAUAUUUUAGGAUUGUACUACCAAUCGCCGAUUGAUAAUACGAACAUGAUUACACGAAAUGAUUGUGCGACAGGUUUCACCGGAGAUACUGCCAUGUAAAGAGGUGUGGCGCGUUGUUACGUAUCAUUGUUGUAUUUACAGUUAGGUCUCCGUAUUUUUUCCUUGUCAGGAUCAAGCUUGGCUUUUCUUGUCUUUCCCCUUCACAGUCUCCACACAUUCCAAUAUUGACGUCCUAAUCAUUAGAAUAUUGGAAGUUGAAGAACAGGAGGAAGAACAUAGAGAAACUGACUUAAUUUCCGGUAAGGAAACGCAUAGCGGAAGCCCGACUGUAUGUAGACUGAAUGAAGCUUAUGUUGUUUGAUGAGAAACUAAAAUUUCUGUUACACGGUCUUGCUUAAGAAAAAUGAGAUAUUUAAUCGCAGACGAUCAGACGAGGUAAAAAUUCAAUUCGAGACAGGAUAGCCUGUGUCUAAUCUCGUUCUAUUUCUACAUUAUGGCAAUUCGGUUAGAUACAAUGUAAACUUCCUGUUUUGUACAUUUCGCGAAGUAAGAUCUCUUUUCCAUCGUAAACACGUAAUUACUCAAUUUCUGAGCGGCAAAUGUCAGCCAUUUCCGCUGGCAAAUGUGGUAUUAUACGAGGUAUAUCUAAAAUUUACACACCAGUUAAGCUAUCGUUAAUUUAUCAUUACGAAGAUAUACCUAUAGUUCACUAUUCUAAAAUUUAAAGGAGAAAAGGUUGAUUUAUAUACUCCUGCGUGCCAAAACUAAGCGUGAUUAUAAAUUCGAAAAGAAAAACUCGCAAUCCAUAGACCCGACGUUUCGAAACCUGUAAAAGCGUACUGGGUGACAUAAUUCUCUUUUCCGAGAACAAUUCAGGUAAAAAAAAAUAGAAAUCAAUCAAUAGAAAUAGAAAUGAGAAAAAACGAUCUGUGAUAUUAACAUUCUCUCAUAAUGUCACAAAACCGAAACGAUAAGUGCGUGUGUCGUGCAUUUUUAUUUCCCUAAAUACAGGGUGGCCACGAAAUCUCUAACUGAAGGGCUCGGUGUAAAAAAAAUGAAACAAGUCCAUAACUUGGACGUUUUAUUUCGAAUAUGAUUUUUGCAUCUAAAAUGAACCUAUCACAUUCUUGCGUUCGACGGGGAGAUUGCUUAUCACAUUUGGAACUCUUACAAUAUAAUCUACUUAUAUAAUCAGUAUUUAUUUAUAUUUUGAAUAAUUUGAAGAAAUACAAGAGAGACGAAGCAUUAAAUAUCUUUAAUGCGAAGAAAUACAAGAUAAAGCAUUUACAAAAAUAAUAUAACAAUCUUUUAGUGUGUACAAAAAAUAAAGUAACUUAGAAAAAUAAGAAUAUAUACAUAUGUAAUUAAUUACCCGGUAGAUCAAUAUGCUCUCGAUUGCUCUCAUAACCCAAAUCCCGCGCGCAACACCCUUUGUACUUCUUAUUUGAAUGAAAGAAAUGCUCAAAUAUUCAGUAUAUGGUGAAUAUGUAGAGCGUAUUUGAAAAAUGAAACAAAGGAAUUUUAUAGCUACCCAGUAUAAUACAUGCAGUAAUUUUUGAGCAGCAAAUCCAGCAAAAUUACUUAUAUACAGUAUUUAUAUUAAUACUUUUAUGCGAAAAUAUGAUAAUGUAACGCGCACCUCCGGAACAUUAACUGUCGUUAGAUUUCUUAGUUACCUCAAAAAAAAAAGCGAAUAUAGAUAAAUAAAAAUUACAUAUACUGUACAUAUAUAAUCAAUCGCAGAUUUUCAUCUGUAUAUAUAUUGUACCACUAUUUAAUUAAGGCAAGAUCAAAGUAAAUUGAUGUAAUGAAUAUAUAUAUUAUAUAUAAAUAUAAGAUACAUGCGCGAUCAUAAAAUUUGGUCUAAAUUAGGCUAGUGUGUAUAUAAUUAGUAAUAUAUUUUUCUACUAUCGAUAAAUUGACGUUUAUUACGCUGCGAUAAAAGAUGUGUGUAUGUGCAUUAUAAAUAAGAUGUAAUUUAAUAAAAUCGUAAGAACACUUA
Messenger RNA from Temnothorax curvispinosus, 3707 nucleotides. Its product is annotated as G2/mitotic-specific cyclin-B3-like. Gene Ontology annotation, cellular component: cyclin-dependent protein kinase holoenzyme complex; centrosome; cytoplasm. NCBI's taxonomy places the organism in Eukaryota, Metazoa, Arthropoda, Insecta, Hymenoptera, Formicidae. The transcript has 3 exons. Gene Ontology annotation, biological process: regulation of cyclin-dependent protein serine/threonine kinase activity; mitotic cell cycle phase transition. The record is from RefSeq and is a predicted model, not a curated record. The annotation marks the transcript as partial. Gene Ontology annotation, molecular function: cyclin-dependent protein serine/threonine kinase regulator activity.